GUAAGACUCUUAUAUCUAGAAGAAGAACUUCCUUCCUUGUGGAUUGCCUCGAAUAUUAUUGUGACCCUUAGAUCGACACACUUAAUACUAUCGAGCCCUUAUCAGGUUACCUAACAUACUACCUAGUCACAUUCAACAUGGUGAAACUCCCUCCAUUCGAAGUCGAGCAGUGGAUGGACAAGUAUGAGAACACUCCGGGGGUUCUCAAUAUCGCCGAGACAUGCUGCUCAUCUAUAUCGAUUAAUCGAUUAGCUCAGUUCAACAGCGACCAACAAGCAGAUGCACACCAACUUAUUGACUUUUCUAAACCUAUGACAUACGGUCCAAUCCUGGGAUCUGAUGAACUACGACGGAAUAUAGCAGCUACCUACAACGAAGAUGAGAGCAAAACAAACACGCAGACUCCUUUACUAACGACAGACAACAUCAUCGUCACUCAAGGUGCUAUAGCUGCCAAUCACUUAGUAUUUUACAGCUUAGUUGGACCAGGAGAUCACGUUAUAUCUGUGUUCCCAACCUACCAGCAAUUAUAUACCAUUCCCGAAUCCCUAGGAGCUGCGGUUUCACUAUGGAAACUAAAGCCGGAGGAUGGCUAUGUACCUGAUGUUACGGAGCUAGAGUCUCUAAUCAAGAGUAAUACAAAGAUGAUUGUUAUCAACAAUCCCAAUAACCCAACAGGAGUGACGAUACCAAAGGAAGUGCUGUCAGAGAUCAUCAGAAUUGCCCGAAAGCAUGACAUCAUCGUAUUUUCAGACGAAGUUUACAGACCACUCUUCCACAGCAUCGAACCAGAUAAGAUACCGUUAUCAGCCAUCUCAAUGGGCUAUCCUAAGACCGUAGCCACGAGCUCCAUGUCCAAGGCCUGGGCAUUAGCCGGUAUUCGGGUCGGUUGGAUCGCAUCACGAGACCCAUCCAUUAUCCAGGCUGUCGCAUCAGCCCGGGAUUACACCACUAUUAGCGUGUCACAGCUAGACGACCAGAUAGCGCGAUACGCAUUAAGCGCCUCUGUACGACCGCAGCUCAUAGCGCGAAACAUGUCUCUGGCCAGGAGCAACCUUAAGAUACUCGAGCAAUUCGUAGCAGAGCAUUCAAACACAUGCACCUGGGUGAAGCCGACAGCAGGUACGACGGCACUUGUGCGGUUCAGGAACAAAGAUGGAACGCCAGUCGACGAUGAGCAGUUCUGCAAAGACGUCUUGGAGAAGACCAAAGUUAUGUUUUUGCCGGGGUCGCGAUGUUUCGGACAUGGCCAAACCUCCUCCUUUGACGGAACUGUUCGCAUAGGGUAUGUGAGCGAGACGGAGGUGCUCCGUCAGGCGUUAGAGGAGCUUGGUGGAUAUAUUACCGAUUAUCUUAAAUGAUGAAUAUUCCAGUCCCCUGAGAAUUGAUCGAAAUCAUAGAUUUGGUCUCGCGUUGAAAGUUAAGUGUUCACCCCAACAAGUAGAGCUUAAUUGUGUAUAUCAAUGAUGCAACCCAUGAUUUGUGUAACUCACAAUCUCUUUUAUGGGAAUAUGAAUGCGCCAUAAGCUAUCUCAGCAAUCU
Molecule: messenger RNA, 1542 nt
Organism: Annulohypoxylon maeteangense
Lineage: Eukaryota; Fungi; Ascomycota; Sordariomycetes; Xylariales; Hypoxylaceae
Product: PLP-dependent transferase
Exons: 2
Coding region: 138-1361 (407 amino acids)
Biological process (GO): biosynthetic process
Molecular function (GO): pyridoxal phosphate binding; catalytic activity
Source: RefSeq, a predicted model, not a curated record